Plectropomus leopardus (leopard coralgrouper) is the source of this 869-nucleotide messenger RNA. Its product is annotated as adenosine 5'-monophosphoramidase HINT3-like. NCBI's taxonomy places the organism in Eukaryota, Metazoa, Chordata, Actinopteri, Perciformes, Serranidae. The record is from RefSeq and is a predicted model, not a curated record. Gene Ontology annotation, molecular function: catalytic activity.
GCGAGUUGAGCAGGAUAAACAUCUCAUGCAACAAUGAAAAUAUGGCGAGAAACAGUUCAGAUUCAAGUACAGAAUCUGAUGAAACUUGUAUUUUCUGUUUGAUAGCCAACGAUCGAGACAAAGAAACGGAAAUCAUUAAAAAGAACAAGGAGCUGGUGUGUUUUAAAGACAUUUGGCCCGCUGCUCCUCACCAUUACCUGGUUGUACCCACUCAGCACAUACUCAGCUGCUUCUCAUUGCAUCGUGGACACAUCAGCCUCGUUAAAAGGAUGGCUGAAAUGGGGAGAGCUGUACUGCAUGAACGAGGGAUCACAGAUAUGAAUGAUAUAAGGCUGGGAUUUCACCAACCUCCAUUUACCUCAGUCGAUCACCUCCACCUCCAUGUGCUCGCUCCUGCCAGCCAAAUCAACAAGUACCUGAAGUUUAAAUUCAUCCCAAGGACUAAUAAUUUUGUUACUGAAGAACGUCUCCGGAAACGUCUAAAGGAUAUUGCUCCUCCAUUCAAGGAGAGGAGGAGAGCAACAAACACCUCAGAGGAGAACCAGGAUGAGCCACAUGGACGGAGUGUUUUUUGUGUACCGUGUUGGGACAUGACAACACCAUAAACUGUCAGCAACAUGUGCGGACAAUGAGUCAGUGACUGAGAUCAGUUUUUAAAGAAAAGCCAAAGAACUGAGAAAUCACUGUAGAGAAAAUGACUGCACACACUGUUUGUGUGAAUGUGUAGCAAACGGUGUGCACUUAUAAACAGUUGUAUGAACUGUUUGUUGAAGGCUGUGUCUGUAUAUCUUCACUUCACUUUGUGUAUUUUCUUUUUGCACACUUAUUUGCACAUUUUUUUUCUUUUUUAUUGCUCUUUUUAAUCUUUU